AUCUAGUCGAUUGGCUAAAGAUGAUGGUCGGAAGUCGGCGCUCCGAAGAAGUGGUAGAUCCAAAUAUUGAAGCAAAGCCAUCGACGAGGGCUCUCAAACGAGCACUUCUUGCAGCCUUGAGAUGUGUCGAUCCAGAUUCAGGGAAACGACCAAAGAUGAGUCAGGUCGUUCGCAUGCUCGAAUCAGACGAGCCAAUUUCUCGUGAGGACCGGAGGCAUCAUCGGACGGGCGGCGGAGGGAGACGGGAAACUGAAUCCCAAAGGGAGAAUUCUGAUACAGACAAAAGUGACAAUCCUGAGAAAUCAUCUUCACUUGCUUGAUAAUUCUGAAGUAUUUUUUGUUCCUUAAUCUGCUGAGUAUUUAGGAAAAUCAGAAUUUGGAGCAGAAGUGGAAGAAAGCUACAUGGGUUAAAAUCCAGCUCUUAUAAUGCAGCAGGUGGAUGGGAGAUUUGUACUGAGGGGCACUUUUAUAAUUUUUUUUAAUUGUAUUAGAGUGAUUUUUUUGCAUGAUUUUGUUGUAUGUAUUUUGUUAUCUGAGGUUCAGAAAUCUGUGUAUAUAGUAUUUGAGUUUUGUUGUUGUUGUUGUUGUUGUUGAUUGGAUUGGAGAUUGGUUUUGUAAA
Molecule: messenger RNA, 619 nt
Organism: Phalaenopsis equestris
Lineage: Eukaryota; Viridiplantae; Streptophyta; Magnoliopsida; Asparagales; Orchidaceae
Product: probable receptor-like protein kinase At5g18500
Exons: 2
Coding region: 21-320 (99 amino acids)
Source: RefSeq, a predicted model, not a curated record